Molecule: messenger RNA, 1302 nt
Organism: Neocloeon triangulifer
Lineage: Eukaryota; Metazoa; Arthropoda; Insecta; Ephemeroptera; Baetidae
Gene: ics
Product: ras suppressor protein 1
Exons: 7
Coding region: 116-982 (288 amino acids)
Molecular function (GO): protein binding
Source: RefSeq, a predicted model, not a curated record
UCACGAUUCUCUGUGGGCAUUACUACUCCGUGUUGUUCGCCGAGCAAAGCAAGUGCUCCCAUUUGUAGUGUUUUAAUUCUCGGCCGGGUUUUUGUGAUAAAAAGGUGCGCGCGCAAUGCAGCAAGCCCCAGUGUCGUGUAUACCAACAAACAACAAGAUGUCAAAGGCGAAAAAGGUGCUGGACGAAGCCAAAGAAAUCGGCAACCCGGAGCUCGACCUGAUGGACAAGGGCAUUUCUUCGUUCGACGAAAUGCCCGGCCUGUUCAACAUGCAGAACAUCACCCGCCUGACGCUGAGCCACAAUAAAAUCCUUACAAUUCCACCUGGUUUGGCUAACCUGAUCAACUUGGAGAUUUUGAAUUUCGCCAACAACCAAAUCGAAGAGCUGCCCACCUCACUGUCAUCCAUGCCAAAACUCCGAAUCCUCAAUUUAAGCAUAAAUCGGCUGAACUCUCUGCCUCGAGGAUUUGGCGCCUUCCCGGCCCUGGAGGUUUUGGACUUGACCUACAACAAUCUCAACGAAAGCAGCCUGCCCGGCAACUUCUUCAUGAUUGAAACCCUCCGAGCCCUCUAUCUGGCAGACAACGACUUUGAGUUCCUGCCUCCUGAAGUUGGAAAUCUGAAGAACUUGCAAAUCCUCGUUCUGCGUGAAAAUGAUCUGAUUGACAUCCCGAAAGAGAUUGGCGAGCUCCAGCGUCUCAGGGAACUGCACCUUCAGGGCAACCGUUUGACGAUGCUCCCACCUGAGCUUGCCAACCUCGAUAUGGUGAGCAGCAAGUCGGUUUUGAAGCUGGAUAGCAACCCCUGGGUCACUCCCAUUGCUGACCAGCUGCAGGUCGGAGUGUCACACGUCCUCGAGUACAUUCGCACCGAAACUUAUAGAUAUCUCUACAACCGCCACAUCUCUAGCCGUGGAGCUCCCCCUCCAAAGACUAUUGACAAGAGCAAGAAGGCCUCUCGUCUGCCCCGAAGACAAAGCUAGUCGCACCGAAUCAGCAUAAAAAAAAUAUAUGUAUUCAGUGCCUAAUGGAAAAUUGAAACUAAAAUUUCUAAUCAAUUCCUAAAGUAAUUUUCUGCCUUGACGCACUCUGCGGUGCCUUUUUAAAACUUACAAAUACUGAUGCCAUAAAACUGCCUUUAUUUUUUGUCAGUAUUAAGGAGAAUUUUUAUUAAAUUUGUUAGUCUAAUAAAACUUAAUAGAGAAUCUUGUUUGUACUGCUUACUAAUGUUUAAUAUUAUUGAAUUUUGUUACUUUUAAUUUUGGAUUAAAAAUAAAUUUUAGACAAAUGUACUAAAAAUGAA